UUAACCGUAUAUAUAAAUUAAUGCACUUGGCGAAAUACAGAGAUUUCCUCGAUUGUGUUUCGCGAUCCCAGAUAACUGAUAACAAAGUGUCAAACAUACUCGCAGCAUUCAUCCGAUUAUACACAUUGGUGGUUGGUUGGCUGGCUACAAAACGGUGCAUCCCCGAAAUACAAAUAGUGUCCGCCGCCUUAAAGAAGACGAUUUUGAAUACCAAUCGGCAUUGCCACGUAAGCGCAAAGGAAAAAAAAUAAUCUAAGGAGCGAGAACGGAAACGCUGACAACUGCAAAUUAAAUAAGACUGCAGAGCUGCAAGAGAGAAAAUGGUCUCUGAAAAUAAAAUAGAUGAUAAGAUGGAGGCUCGCGAUUAUCAGCUGCGUAUUGUUGAAUACAUUGCAAAACGGAAUGGAAUUAUUUAUUUGCCCACCGGAUCGGGAAAGACUUACGUGGCCAUCCUGGCUCUCAAACGAUUCUCUCAAAACUUUGACAAAUCGAUCGAGGAGGGUGGACAAAGGGCUUUGUUUCUUUGCAACACCGUUGAGCUCGCCCGCCAGCAGGCCGUCUUUGUGCGAAGGUAUACGAACUUCAAGGUCGGCUUCUAUGUCGGCGAAGUGGGCGUGGAUAAUUGGGUUCGAAGCAAAUGGACGGAUGAAAUAAGGGACAAUCAAGUACUUGUGGGCACGGCUCAGGUUAUAUUAGACAUGGCCCUGCAGAAGCAUUUGGAUCUGAAGUCGGUGAGCAUUGUGAUACUCGAUGAGUGCCAUCAUGGAACUGGUCAUCAUCCGUAUCAUGAGUUUAUGCGCCUGUUCCAAAUGGCACAGGCAAAUGCAACGCCACUGCCACGAGUGGUGGGUCUGACUGGGGUGCUAAUCAAAGGCAAUGAGAUUAAGAACGUGGCCAAAAAGCUAAAGGAGCUGGAGUCGACAUAUCUGGGCAAUAUCGUUACCGUCUCCGACAUGAAAGAAAUGGAGAAUGUUAUGCUUCACUCAACAAAGCCGAGGGAAUACCUUGUCGCCUACAAUGAUAGGAAUCAGACAUUUGAGGUUAUUGAAGAAAUUCGCAGUCUUAUCUUAUCUUAUUUGAAGAGUCUGGACCUAAUCACAAUUCCCAAUCAGCCGGUGAGGAUGUCGAAGGGAUUGCACGUGCAGCGCGAUUCAAAUAAGAAAAGUGUCAUCAAAUUAAUGCUUAACGAUUUCCUAUAUCAACUGGAUAACUAUGGCAUUUAUGCGGGCUCCAUUGCGAUCUUGUCGAUGUAUGCCGAAUUCGAUAUCAAGCGUCGCCAAUCGGAAACAAUCGUCAUGCGAAACACGUAUCGCUUGGUUGUCGGACUCUGCGAUAGGAUUCGUCACAUGUUGGUCAACCAGCUGACUGACGACGAUGAGGAUGAAAAGGCGGCCAACACCGAGGAGGUCAUCAUGAACUUCUCCACGCCCAAAGUGCAACGAUUUUUACAAUAUUUAAAGGAUACGUUUGCAAACAAGAAUCCCAAGGAUAUCUGCUGUCUGGUUUUCGUGGAGCGACGCUAUACAUGCAAAUGCAUCUAUGGGCUCCUCCUCAAAUAUAUUGCUGCCGUGCCAGAGUUGCGUAAUGUGCUGGCUCCGCAAUUUAUGGUGGGACGCAAUGGCAUUUUUCUCGAUUUCGAGAGCGUACUUGAACGCCGUUGGCUGAGAUCGGCCAUUCAACAGUUUCGAGAUGGGGAGGCUAACAUGAUGGUGUGCUCCAGUGUGCUAGAGGAGGGCAUCGAUGUCCAGGCGUGCAACUAUGUGAUGAUAUUAGAUCCGAUCAAAACAUUUAAUAUGUAUGUGCAAACCAAGGGACGUGCACGUGCCAAGGAUGCCUCGUUUGUGUUGUUCUCGUCGGAGCUGAAUAAGCCAAAGAUAUCGCUGCAGAUACAACAGUAUCGACAGGCACACGUCGAGAUUAGAGAGUAUUUAAAAGAUCGUGUCCUAGAGCGCAGCGAUCCUAAAAUGGAUGAGAUUCGCGAGCAUUUCCAGGAUCAAAUAAAGCCAUAUGUUAAUCAAAAUGGCGCCGUGCUACUUGCCAGCAGCGCUUUAAUGUUAAUCCAUCGCUACGUCCAACAGAUGCCAACGGAUGCCUUUGGUACUGUGCUGCCCUGGUUCAAGUUGCUCGAUCCAAACGAACGCAGGGAACUUACCCAAAAUUCGCAAGGCAAAUACGUUGUGUCGCUCAAUUUGCCGCUGAACUCAGCACUACGCGAUACCAUCUACAGCGAUCCCAUGCCCAAUGGCCAUUGGGCAAAAAUUUCGGCUGCAUUUAAGGCUUGCAUCAAGCUGCACGAGCUGGGCGAACUCAACGAACGCUUCCUUCCCAAAACGGUGACCGAGAGGAUCGCCGAUAUUGCAAAUGUUCACUUUGAGCACUGGAAAAAAUACGGGGAUAAUGUGACUCUUCGAAGCAAAGAAGCUAAGAAUAUAAAUACCUACGAUACUCGUUGCCCAUCGGAACUAUACGAUGCGAUGCCGCGUCUGGGCGAGACUUGCUAUGCAUAUGAGAUUAUUUUGGAGCCGCAAUUUGAUCGUAACGAUUACACUUUCCACGUCUACGAUUCGUUGCAGACACGUCGCAACUAUGCGCUGCUAUUGAGGAAGCGUUUGCCACUAUUAGCUGAGAUGCCGCUGUUCAGCCACCAGGGCAAAUUGCAUGUGCGAGUGGCGGAGCAGCCGCAGCUGAUGAUUAUUGAGACGCAACAGCAAUUAGAUGAACUUCAGCAUUUCCAUGUGAUGAUCUUUCGCGAUAUUUUGCGUAUUUGGCAGCCAUUCUUUGUUCUCGAUCGUCGCAAUGCAGAGAAUUCAUUUCUGGUUGUGCCGAUGUCAGCAACACCAGGCGGCGGCCUCGAUUGGCCACUAGUGAAGCAGUUUUGCAGCAGACUGCCCAAGGUACAGGCAACAACUGUAGCACAGCGCAAGACGAUGCCACCGCCAAAUCCAAAAGAUUUCGAGGGCAAAAUCGUGACACAAUGGUAUGCUAACUAUGAUGAGAAGCGAAUGCUGGUCACCAAGGUGCACACGGAUCUCACGGCCAUGAGCAUGAUGCAGGAGAAGCAGCAGGAGAAUAGCUACUAUAAAUUCACUAUGUCCAAAUACAGCAACUAUAUUGGUGACAUUGUCCACAAGGAUCAUUUCCUGAUCGAGGUGCGCGAGUUGACCGAUCAAAUGAAUUUCUAUGUGCAGCAGCGAGUAAAAACCUCGGCGCUGAGCAAGCUACGCUCCAAGGUGAUGCUGAUACCAGAGCUAUGCUUCAAUUUUGGUUUUCCUGGUGAUCUGUGGGUGAAGUUGCUCUUCUUGCCGAGCAUUUUGCGUCGCGUCCACUAUAUGCUGCACGCAGAAGCGCUGCGUGUGCGGAUUAAUAAAUAUCUUGGAGUGGAUCAAUUGCCACAGAAUGGCAGAGAUUAUCGGCCACGUCCGCUAGAGAUUGACUGGUCGUUGCGUCGCAAUGUCGAUCAUCAGGGCAAUGCCAUGCAAGAUUUGGAGAGCGAGGGUCCUUCCCUGCUCGAACCGCUGCCCUCAAAGAGUAUCGAAAUGGCCACGGAGAAUCUGCAAAUCACCGAUCUCGAGACGCCGUGGCAACAGUAUAUGGAGCCCAUUGAUAUCGAUCGCAAUAUUAUGUCCGCUUACCCCGUGGAGCUAAUGUAUUUGUAUAAAUUCAAGCAAGGCGUAAUGCUUUCGCUGGACAAGCUCGAGUUCGAGGACAAGGAGAUGUGGACACAGACACAGUUCAAGAUGCGCGAGGGCAAAAUCUACAACUGCCAACAGGGAUACAAUUUACCGGCGCUUCCCUCCACCAAUACUGCGAAUAAUGGCAAGCGGUCGCAAGAGGUGCAGCUAUCGGUGCUGCAACGCAGCAUCUCCAAUAAGCACAUUACGCCAGCGGAACAGGGUGAAUUCCUGGCAGCCAUCACCUAUGCGGGCAGCGUUGAUGUCUUUGACAUGGAACGCUUUGAGCUGCUCGGCGAUUGCUUUCUCAAGCUGAGCGCCACUUUAUAUUUGGCCAGCAAGUAUCCCAAAUGGAAUGAGGGCACAUUGACCCAGGUCAAAUCUACACUGGUCUCGAAUCGAAACCUAUUGUAUUGCAUAAGGGAUACGGAUAUUCCGUCUCGCAUCUGCUUCACAUUGUUCACACCGAAAUACUUUUGGCUGCCACCCUGUUUGAGUCUGCCCCAGAAUGUGCAACAAUUGUGGCAGCAGCAUCCCGAUAAGGCGGCACUUGUUGGCCCGCACAAUUUGCGCAACUUGACGAUGAGCGAGGAGGAGGUGUUCGGCAAUGGCAAGUGUGCAGAGAGUACCUACAACAGUUUUCUGGAUAGCUGCCGGGCGAAUCAGCAGACGCAUAAUGCCGGCAUGGAUUUCAGCAGCGAAGUGGAUUUCUGUGUGGGCCAGGUGAAGAUGCCGAAUAAAGUACUCGCUGAUACGCUCGAAGCGCUGCUGGGCGUCAUCAUUAAAAAUUAUGGGUUGCAGCAUGGCUUUCGCAUGCUCGAAUACUUUGGCAUUUGCAAGCCGGACAUUGGGAAGCCGUUGACACAGUUGCUCGAUCUGCAGCUGGGCAGUACACAAUUGCGCACGAACAUCACGAAGCGCGAGGUCGACGAGUUUCUGAUCAAUCAUUCGGCCCUGGAGCACAACUUGGGCUAUACAUUCCGUGAUCGUGCCUAUUUGCUGCAGGCGCUGACGCAUCCCUCCAAUCCCACAAACAGAUUGACGGGCUGCUACCAGGAACUCGAGUUUGUUGGCGAUGCCAUAUUGGAUUUCCUAAUCUCCGCCUAUAUAUUCGAGCACAAGACACGCAUGACGCCGGGUCAAUUGACGGAUUUGCGGUCCGCCCUCGUUAACAAUACGACGCUAGCUUGUAUUUGUGUGCGUCAUCGCAUCCACUUCUUCAUUCUGGCCGAGAACGCAAUGCUCUCCGAUUCCAUACAGAACUUUGUCCGUUUCCAGGAGACACAGAACCAUCGCGUAACAAAUCAGGUACGCAUCCUGAUGGAGGAGAGCGAUCUUAUGCCCGGGCCUCUGGACUCCGAUGAUGAACUGGAGAUGGCUGAAGCAGACGAGCAGCAGGCGAGCCAGCCAGCUAUUACCGCGGAUACCAAGAAGCCGGAAGUCGGUGAAUACAAUAUAUCAACGAAUGUGGAUGUGCCCAAGACAUUGGGCGAUGUCCUGGAGGCCCUUAUAGCUGCCAUCUACUUGGAUUGCCGUGAUCUGAACACCACUUGGCAGGUGGUCUAUAAACUCUUCGAGCCCGAACUGCUAGAAUUCUCACGUAACGUGCCAUUGAAUCCCAUUCGUCAGCUCAACGAUCACAAGUCGGCGAAGCCCAUUUACAGUGCACCAGUCACUGACAAGAACCAGGUGAUGGUCACCUGCCAGUUUAUCUGCAUGGAGAAGACCAUCAAGGUAUAUGGCUUUGGCAGCAACGGCAAACAGGCCAAACUAUCUGCUGCCAAGCAUGCUCUACAAAAGAUUGCCAAGUGCGAGGCAUAACUCAAUUUUCGUUACAGCUUCAUUCAUAUCAAUGUAUUGAGUUCUCAUUGAUUUUUAUAAUUAUCAUUUAAUAUUCAUUACUUUGUCAUCUAAACAAGGCGAAUAUAUCGCAUAUCCAAUAUGUGCACUUAUAUGUAUCCAAAUAUAAUUAUUUUUAAUUUCAAUUUAGUGUCAUAAAUCUUUUUAAAAAAAAAACCAUACACAUGUAUUUUAACUGACCUGGUCGAACAGAAAUACUUCGAAUCCUUUGCAAUAAAUAUCGAAUUGUAAUCUUCAAGAAAACGA
Molecule: messenger RNA, 5777 nt
Organism: Drosophila grimshawi
Lineage: Eukaryota; Metazoa; Arthropoda; Insecta; Diptera; Drosophilidae
Product: endoribonuclease Dicer
Exons: 9
Coding region: 321-5492 (1723 amino acids)
Biological process (GO): apoptotic DNA fragmentation; pre-miRNA processing; siRNA processing
Cellular component (GO): nucleus; cytoplasm; RISC complex
Molecular function (GO): DNA binding; protein binding; ribonuclease III activity
Source: RefSeq, a predicted model, not a curated record